AUGGGCAGUGUAGGGAGACUGAGGAGGUCCUCCAUGAUGACUCAGCUGGUUAGCGCCAUCCAGCUAGAUGAAGUGGAGAUGGAGGUCAACAACCCUCACCAAGAGGUCAAAGAGCCACAGACGUACAGUGUGGAGGAAGAGGUGGAGACCAUCGGCUUUGAUCACUUCCAUGUUCUGUUGUUCAUCAUCAUGGGAUUAACAAAUAUAGCGGAGGCAAUGGAGUUCAUGUUUCUGGCCGUGGUGUCUUCUGAGAUCCACUGUGAGUGGCAUCUGGACGACUGGGAGGUGGCUCUGGACUCCACGGUGGUGUUUGCGGGGUUCAUGGUGUGUGGGUUGUUUAGUGGAUACGUGGCUGAUAGAUGUGGACACUGGAAGUGGCCAGUCUGA
Oncorhynchus masou masou (cherry salmon) is the source of this 387-nucleotide messenger RNA. Its product is annotated as putative transporter SVOPL. The coding region runs from base 1 to 387 and encodes 128 amino acids. Lineage: Eukaryota; Metazoa; Chordata; Actinopteri; Salmoniformes; Salmonidae. The record is from RefSeq and is a predicted model, not a curated record. The transcript is spliced from 6 exons. Gene Ontology annotation, cellular component: membrane.